AUGGAUCUCAGUCUUGAUGAAAUAAUCUCUAAGAAUCGGGCCUCAAGGCGUGGUCGAGGCUCAAAAUCUCAAAAUGAGCUCCGGAGGACCAGUGGUGGUCGUGUUCAAAAGCGAAGACUCAAUGAUUUCCCUAGACGAAGUCUUCCCGAUAAGUGGCAGCAUGAUCUUUUCCUUGGUAAUGGAGGCGGGGCAACUAAGGGUAAUGCUAAAAUUCUCAUCUCCAACCUCGACUACGGCGUAAACGAUGACGACAUUCAGGAACUUUUUCAAGAAUUUGGCGUUCUCCGUCGUGCAGCCGUUCACUACGAUCGCAGUGGUCGAUCCCUUGGCACUGCUGAAGUUAUUUACGCAAGUCGUGCUGAUGCGGCAAAAGCGAUUGAACGCUACAAUGGUUUACCCCUGGAUGGUCGUCCUAUGAAUAUCCAGUUUGUUGGAGCUGCAGAUGGGCAAGCACAAGCCCGUAAUCGUCUUGGUGACGUAUCCCGUGGACGUCAGCAGCGCGGUCGCGGUGGCAGAGGUGGACGUCGGGGCAACCGCAAUACUCGGCCUCCGGUAACGAAGGACCAGCUGGACGCAGAACUAGCAGCCUACACUGCUCAGGUAGAAGGCAUGAGCAAGAAAGCCGAGUGUAUCGUCUGCAUCAGCUCUCGUCCUAACGAAAGGCUUUUAAUUGGUGUGAUUGAAUUUUCCAAGCAUCGUCUUGCUCUCCACUUUUGUGUGCCAUGCUGUAAACUUUUUUAUCGGUAG
This is a messenger RNA of Echinococcus granulosus, 747 nucleotides long. RefSeq names its product RNA and export factor-binding protein 2. Gene Ontology annotation, cellular component: nucleus. The transcript is spliced from 5 exons. The record is from RefSeq and is a predicted model, not a curated record. NCBI's taxonomy places the organism in Eukaryota, Metazoa, Platyhelminthes, Cestoda, Cyclophyllidea, Taeniidae. Bases 1 to 747 code for a protein of 248 amino acids. Gene Ontology annotation, molecular function: mRNA binding. Gene Ontology annotation, biological process: mRNA export from nucleus.